Molecule: messenger RNA, 1950 nt
Organism: Raphanus sativus (radish)
Lineage: Eukaryota; Viridiplantae; Streptophyta; Magnoliopsida; Brassicales; Brassicaceae
Product: probable folate-biopterin transporter 4
Exons: 7
Coding region: 170-1645 (491 amino acids)
Cellular component (GO): membrane
Source: RefSeq, a predicted model, not a curated record
UCUUUACGUCAGUCAAGAGAAACAAUUGAAUGUCAGGAGGAGGAGGAAGCCAUAAAUCUGGGAGAGAAACUACGUUAUAAAGGAAAAGAGAUCAAAAGACGAACGAAAAGAGACAUUUUAAUGAUCCGAAGCACCUGUUUUAUCUAAUUGCUGCAAUCAGAAGAAGAAGAUGAUACACUGGUUGAAGCAGCUGCGAUCGGCGUUUGGCGUCGCGUUUCUGUGGCUCGUUUGCCUCAUUUACUUCACCCAGGGCUUCAGAUCGUUUGUCUGGACAGCAGUUUCGUACCAGCUCAAAGACAGGCUUCAGUUAUCUCCAUCAGCUUCUCAGUUCGUCUUUUCUGUCGCCUUCUUUCCAUGGAGCAUUAAACCGUUAUACGGAAUCAUCUCAGAUUGUAUACCAAUCGGAGGAAAGAAGAGAACACCCUAUCUAGUUAUAUCGACAGUUCUCUCUCUUGUGCCAUGGCUCUUGCUCGGUCUAGACUCAACCUCGCGAAGUUCCAGCUUGUAUCUCAUGAUUUUCUUGACCGUUCAGAAUCUUGGAUCAGCCAUGGCUGAUGUUGUGAUUGAUGCCAUGAUAGCUGAGGCUGUAAGAAUUGAUAAGUCCUCGUUUGCUGGAGAUCUUCAGUCCGUCUCAUGGUUUGCUAUGGCUGUGGGUGGAAUCUGCGGUAGUCUAUUAGGUGGCUACGCGUUGAACAACUUGAACAUAGAAACAAUCUUCCUCCUUUUCACGGUGUUGCCUGCGUUACAGCUACUUUCAUGUGCUCUCGUUGAAGAGAUUCCUAGCAACGAACCGUUGCCUGAGCUGCUGGACUCGAACGAGUUUGAAGAGAAGAGCAAGAUGAGCAAUGAUACCUAUCCAGACACGAAGAAGUCGAACACAAGAAGAAGGAAAGGGCAGAAGAAAGGUAAGAAAGGAGCUUCCAGUGGUAAGAGUGAGAUAACACAGAAGAAGCAGUCAAAGUCUUUAGCUUCAAAGUUGUUCCAGUCAUUGAAAACAGCCGCUUUGGAAUUAUGUCGUGCGUUCAAGCAACCGAUCAUUUUGAGACCAAUGGCGUGGUUUUUCAUCGCGCAUAUCACUGUGCCAAAUCUCUCUACUGUCAUGUUCUAUUACCAAACCGAGGUGUUGCUGUUAGACGCUUCUUUCCUAGGAACAGCCCGUGUUGUUGGUUGGUUAGGUCUCAUGCUUGGAACCUUUAUCUACAACCGAUAUCUGACAAAUAUGACUCUACGCAAAUCUCUCUUGUUUGCUCACAUCGGGCUGUCUAUAACCAUACUCCUCGAUAUGGUCUUGGUGUCUAGAGCAAAUGUGGGUUACGGAGUAUCAGACAAGACGAUGGUUCUCUUCGGAUCUGCUUUAGGCGAUGCCAUCAAUCAACUCAAAUUCAUGCCGUUCUUGAUCUUGUCUGGUCGUCUAUGUCCUCCUGGGAUCGAAGGAACACUCUUUGCGCUGUUUAUGUCGAUAAACAACCUUGGGAACACAGUUGGGUCAUUUAUGGGAGCAGGAUUGGCUUCACUUCUUGGAAUCUCUUCAGGGUCCUUUGAGAAUAUGUUUGUGGGCUUAGCCAUUCAAGUGUUUUGCACCUAUAUUCCUGUAUUGUUCCUUUUCUUGAUACCCAAGGAAGCUACAGGAGUAUCAGCUUCCUAGGCUAGAGAGCAAAGAUAGUUUCUCAUAUAAAAGUUUUUGAGAUCAGAGUUUUUGGAAUUUUUGGCAUCAUUUGUUGAUUUAAAGGCUUUUGAAACUGACACACAUCAGACAUCAGACAGCAGUAGAAAGUUAUAUAUUAAAUAUACAUCCACCUAUUAUCUUUUCAAUCUUGCUUGUUUCAUUUGGUCUGGCUACCAGAACACUCUGUUUUGUCAUGCUAUGUACAGUUUAAGGUUUUCAUCAAGACAUUAUGUAUUGUGCCAUUUUGGCUUCUUUUUCUUAGUAUUAUUUCGUUCUGGAGCUGA